This is a messenger RNA of Mesorhabditis belari, 2787 nucleotides long. NCBI's taxonomy places the organism in Eukaryota, Metazoa, Nematoda, Chromadorea, Rhabditida, Rhabditidae. The record is from the annotation of a GenBank genome assembly.
AUGUUGAGUGAUGAUUUCGAGGAGUUGAUAGAGCAACAUUGUCCAGAUUUUCCUUGGGAUGAACUUCGAUUACCGAAUGAUAUCCGACCCGAUCACUACAACAUUUCAAUCCAUCCCGACAUUGAUGCGGGCCGUUUAAGUGGACAAGUGGCCAUCGAUUUGAGGGUUGAGAACGAGACGUCGGUCAUUGUUUUGCACGCACAUCGCCUCAAUCUCUCCUCUUUUUACAUUAAUGUAAACAAUCGAAAAGUGAAUGCGGAACAUUCUGAGUGCGAUGUUCUACAGCAAUGGGCAUUCACGCUUGACAAGCCGGUUGAAGAGAAUGAUGAGAUCGUUCUGGGCAUCGAAUAUGACGGAUUGAUGUUGGCUGAUAUGCACGGUCUCUACAUCAGCACGCAUCACUCAAAUAAUGGAAAGAUUUGACUCUACAUUGAUGUAUUCGAGAAAAGCGUGAAAAUGUCGACGUAUCUUUUGGCUGUGGCAGUGCUCGAUAAUUACGAUUACAACAAGCGACUUACGAAGACCACGGCUGAACCGAUUGAGGUCCGUCUCUACGCUUCCCGUGAUGUUCUCAAAGGCCAAGCCGAUUUCGGUCUUGAUGUAGCUACAAAAGCUUUAGAGUAUUUCGAAGACUAUUUCAAUAUCUCUUAUCCACUAGAUAAAGUUGAUCUCCUAGCACUUGAUGAUUUCGCCGAAGGAGCCAUGGAGAAUUGGGGUCUCAUCACGUUUAGAGACUCAAGCUUGUUGUACAACGAGAAAACGAGUGGCGAGUUGAGCAAAGAACACAUUGCACUUGUCAUUUGUCACGAGAUUGCACAUCAGUGGUUCGGGAAUUUGGUGACAAUGGAUUGGUGGAAUGACUUGUGGCUGAAUGAGGGUUUCGCCAAUUAUAUGGAGUACAAAUGCGUGGAUCAUAUCUUCCCGAAAUGGAAAAUUAUGUCCCGUUUCUACGCGGAGAACGCCGGAUCAGCGAUGGAGCCGGAUGGCUUGAGCUCAUCUCGACCGAUCAACGCCGGUUUAGAGAGUAACACGACGAAUAUCAUGUCUCUUUUCGACGCAAUCUCUUAUCACAAGGCGGCCGCGAUCAUUCACAUGCUGCAGGGAUUGGCUGGGGAAUGGUACUUCCAGAAGGCUUUGAUCGAGUACCUCAACAAGUACAAAUACGACAAUGCGAAAGGAGAGGAAUUGUGGAGAAUUGUGGAAAAGCACGCUUCAUUGCCACAUGGAGUCACCGUCGAGUCUCUCGCUAAAGCAUUCACCACACAGGUUGGCUAUCCAUUGAUUCAAAUCGGUUUGGUCAAUAAUGAUGAGGAGAUUUUGGUGCACAAUCAGACACGAUUCCUCUUUGAUCGAGAUCACAAAAAGAACGAUAAAGAUGGAGAUAAAGAUGGAGAUGGAGAUGGAGAUGGAGAUAAGGAUAAAGCUAAAGCUAAAGCUGGAGAUAAAGCUGGAGAUAAAGAUGAAAGCGAAGAAGAUGAAGAGGAUGAAAAUGGAAAGGACGAUGAUGACAGUGAUGAUGAAAAAGAGAAAAAGGAAAAGAAGAAAAUGCAGAAAAAAGGAAGGGGAAGUAAUGAAGAUGAGGAUGACGAGGAUUUGGAAUGGCCGAUCCCCGUGCAUUUCAGAACUGAUGACAAAGGAGAACCACAGCUGAAAUGGUUGCGACCGGGAGAGCAAAAGGUACACUGGCGCCUUGACUCUCCCUCAAAAUGGGUGAUCGCGAACUCCGGGGGAAUCGGUUACUUCAAAGUGCUCUACGAUAAGAAAAUCUAUCGAGAGUUGAAUCGACAACUGAAUAGGGAUCAUUCGGAAAUCUCAGCAAUCGAUCGAACGAUGCUAAUCACGGACGCGUUUGAUUUCACAAAAGUCGGGCUUUUAGAUAUUGGCACGUAUAUGGAUAUGGUACAGUAUGCUGAGGAUGAGCGUGAUCGAAUGGCUUGGACGAUGAUCAGCCAACAAAUGGAAUCGAUUGAGGGAUUGAUUGAAGAAACGGAUUAUAUUCAUUUAUUUAGGGAUUUCCAACGAUCGUUGGUGGUGAAAGUUUAUGAGGAACUUGGCUGGGAUGAUGGGGAAAGUGACGAGAAGGAGGAAAGCCCAUCUCGUCGUGGUCUCCAGCAAACAGUUCUCUCAUUUGCUUGCCGUUUAAAUCACGGCGAUUGCUCGAAGAAAGCAAUUCAACGAUUCAAUCAAUGGGCUGUAUCGAAGAAACCGGUUACCCCCGAACUUCAAGACAUCAUUUUCUCCGAAGGAAUCAAGCACGGAGAUUCAGCUCUAUGGGAAAAGGCCUAUACCGCUUUUCAAUCAGCCACCACACCAAAAGCAAAGCAAAAUCUAAUGGAGGGAAUGGCGGCGACAAAGGAUCCAAAACUUGUGAAUCGAUUACUCCGAAUGACUCUCGACUCGAAAUCGAUCAAGGCGAACACGAUUCACUGGGUGUUGAGUGCGUUGGCGAAGAACGAACUGUCGAGGACGGCGGCUUGGCGAUUUUUCCGUAUCAAUUACGACGAUUAUGAGGAGAUCCUCGGCAAGGGCAGCAAUCUCCUCUUCGCCUGUAUCCGCGGUCUCGUCGACAAGACGAGUACAAAGCACGACUUGGAAGAGCUCAAAGAGUUCUUGGAAUCGAAAAAUUUGGAAAAUAAUCGAAGCAAAUUGGAGCAACUCUUCGAGAAUAUUGAGGUCAACAUCCAAUGGAGAGAGCUCAAUGAGGAGAAAUUGGAGGAGUAUCUCCGAGAAUGGGACGAGCGUCGGCGGCGUCUCCAUCGGCGACACAAGCAAUUCGAGGGAAAAUUU